Molecule: messenger RNA, 1142 nt
Organism: Setaria italica (foxtail millet)
Lineage: Eukaryota; Viridiplantae; Streptophyta; Magnoliopsida; Poales; Poaceae
Exons: 8
Coding region: 200-853 (217 amino acids)
Molecular function (GO): oxidoreductase activity
Source: RefSeq, a predicted model, not a curated record
AGUCCUGACGUCAGCUACCUGCCUCUGCUUCUUCCUCCUUCCGCAAACUACAAGAGGGGGGAACGUGGAUCAAAUCCCUAGCAACAAAAGGGGUAGGGAAACGAAGAAAUUUCUCGUGCUUUGUAUUCCAAGUCGCCUCCUCCUCUCUGUUCGCAUCCCGUCCGUCGCGAAACCCAGCGCUCUCAGGUGCACAAGAUCCAUGGCUUCAGACACUGGGAAGAAGCUCAUCCAGAUUGACGUGAGCUCGGAUACAGUGUGCCCUUGGUGUUUUGUUGGUAAAAAGAACCUCGAGAAAGCGAUGGAGCAAAGCAAGGACAAGUUUGAUUUUGAGGUUCGUUGGCAUCCGUUCUUUCUGAACCCUGAUGCGCCUAAGGAAGGCAUCAGGAAAUCUGACUUUUACAAGAUGAAAUUCGGCCCUGCUCAAUUUGAGCGUGCAACAUCUCGCAUGACAGAGAUAUUUCGAGGACUUGGACUUGAAUAUGACAUGUCAGGGUUGACUGGGAAUACAAUGGAUAGCCAUAGGCUCAUAACACUUGCUGGACAUCAAGGCUAUGGCAAGCAAAAUGCUCUUGUAGAAGAAUUAUUCCAGAGUUACUUUUGCCAAGGAAAGUAUAUCGGUGACAAGCAGGUUUUGUUGGAUGCUGCAAGAAAGGUGGGCAUAGAAGGCGCAGAAGAGCUGCUUGAAGACCCUACCAGAGGAGUCGAUGAGGUUCAGGAAGAACUCAACAAGUAUUCAUCUGGUAUUUCCGGUGUCCCUCACUUUGUGAUCAAUGGAAAAUAUCAACUCAGUGGUGGCCAGCCUCCAAGUACAUUCAUGAGGGCGUUUGAGAUGGCUGCAAAGGAUGGAGCUUAACGAUGGUCUAAGGAACAUCUAGUGUGCUUGUGUAUGUUUGAAGGAAUAAAAAUUGAAGUCCAGACUUUAACAAUAAGCUGGAGUACAAUUAAUUUAUAAAUGAUUUGCAAAAGAAUACAUGAAAUUAUUUGUCUCCAUAAUUGUGAUGUGGUCAUUAUUAGUGAACACAUUUGAAUAAAAUUCUGAGGUGAUAGGAUAUGGAAGAUAGAUCAGAAUGUUGAAAAAAGCAGAGUCUACUCUGUAUUCAUAUCUGAUGGGAAUGGGAUAUGCAAAGAUGUCCAACAAAGCA